This is a messenger RNA of Candoia aspera, 2219 nucleotides long. It is a transcript of the gene P3H2, whose product is annotated as prolyl 3-hydroxylase 2. Bases 387 to 1982 code for a protein of 531 amino acids. The record is from RefSeq and is a predicted model, not a curated record. NCBI's taxonomy places the organism in Eukaryota, Metazoa, Chordata, Lepidosauria, Squamata, Candoiidae. The transcript has 15 exons. Gene Ontology annotation, cellular component: endoplasmic reticulum. Gene Ontology annotation, molecular function: L-ascorbic acid binding; iron ion binding; procollagen-proline 3-dioxygenase activity. Gene Ontology annotation, biological process: collagen metabolic process.
CGCCGGCGCGGCCGGAGCCGCCCUUCGAGGCGCUGUACGCGGCCGGGGUGGAGGCGCACUCGCGGGCGGACUUCGCGGGCGCCGUGCGCUGGCUGGAGCGGGCGCUGAGCGCCGAGCGGCGCCUGCGGGAGACGCGCGUGGGCUGCGGGCUGCGCUGCCGCCGCGAGGCGCCGCUGGCCCCGGGCCGCGCGGAGCUGCCCUUCGCCGCCGCCGUGCUCCGCCGGGCGCGCUGCCUGCGCUCCUGCCUGGCCGCCGCCGCCCGGGCCGCCGCCAGCGAGGAGGUGCGCGCCGACUUCCAGCGCCGCCUGCCCUACAGCUACCUGCAGCGCGGCUACAUCCAGCUGAAUGAGUUGGACAAGGCAGCCGAUGCUGCGCACACCUUCUUUAUGGCCAACCCAGAACACGUGGAAAUUCAGCAAGACCUCAGCAGUUAUAAGACAAUGGCAGGGAAGGUGGACUUGGUUGAUCGAGAGGCUCGGCCUCACAUGGAGGACUACCUGUCAGGAGUUCGACACUAUGAUAAAGAGGAAUAUCACCUGGCCAUUGAUUUCCUAGAGCGGGCGCUGAAGGAAUAUGGUGUGGCUGACGACGAGUGCCGGGUCUUGUGUGAAGGGCCCCAGAGAUUUGAGGAAUAUGAAUAUCUGGAUUAUAAGGCCACCCUCUACGAAGCCAUUGCAGAGCAUUACAUGCAAGUCCUGCGGUGUCAGCACGAGUGUGUGCGGCAACUCGCCACACGGCCCGGGCGACUCUCACCCAUCGAUAACUUCUUGCCCCUGCAUUACGACUUCUUGCAGUUUGCCUACUACAGAGUGGGCAGUUACGUCCAAGCGCUGGAGUGCACGAGGACGUAUCUCCUGUUCCACCCAGAUGGUGAAGAUGUCCUAGAGAACGAGGAUUAUUACGAGAGCCUCCUAGAAGGGUUCGUGGACCUGGAGGCCAUCAAGCCCAGAGAGGAAGCUGUGACGUUCCUGAGGCGACAUCAGCUGGAAGCAGACUUGCUGGAGUCCGCUGCUGCCAGCCUGGGCUUCCUGUACACCGAGCCGAUCUAUUGGAGCGUCUCUGGGUCCCAGCAGGAUGGCCAGAGGGUUCCUUCCGGGCUGCAGGGCAACCAAGCGGAUGGCCCCGGGAAUGUGCCUGCCGAGAAGGAUUCGUCCAAAGCGGGCCACCAGCUGCGGGAAGGAGGCCCCCUUCUCUUCAACGAAGUGCAGUUUGUCUACAAUUCCAAGCAGCUGAACGGGACGCAGCGAGUGCUGCUGGACAACGUCAUCUCGCAGGGAGAGUGCCGGGAGCUGCAGCACAUUGCCGAUAACAUUCUCCUGGCUGGCGAUGGAUACUGGGGGAAGACCUCACCCCACACCCCCAAUGAGAGGUUUGAAGGAGCCACUGUCCUCAAAGCUCUAAAGUUUGGCUACGAGGGGCGGAUCCCUUUGAGAAGCGCCCGCCUCUUUUACGACGUCAGUGAGAAAGCCCGGAAGAUCGUGGAAUCCUACUUCAUGCUCAGUUCCACCCUCUAUUUCUCUUACACGCAUCUGGUGUGCCGGACGGCCCUCUCAGGUCAGCAGGAACGGAGGAAUGAUCUGAGCCACCCAAUCCAUGCGGACAAUUGUCUCCUGGACCCGGAAGCCAAUGAGUGUUGGAAGGAGCCCCCCGCUUAUACCUUCCGGGAUUACAGUGCCCUUCUGUACAUGAACAGCGAUUUUGAAGGUGGCGAAUUUAUUUUCACCGAAAUGGAUGCCAAGACGGUAACGGCGUCAAUCAAACCCAAAUGUGGGCGAAUGAUCAGCUUUUCAUCCGGUGGGGAGAAUCCGCAUGGUGUGAAGGCCGUCACCAGAGGCCAGCGAUGUGCAGUGGCUUUGUGGUUCACCCUCAACCCUCUUUACCGGGAACUUGAGCGACUCCAAGCUGACGAAGUCGUUGCUGCUUUAGACCAGGAGCUCUUUGGACCCAGCGAGUUGGGCAUCAACCCCAAGGAUGAGCUAUGAACCAGGCCAAGGACUCUCCAUCAGAAUAUUUAUUUAAUAUUUGUUGUAAAUCUUAUGAGAACCGUUUUUAUUUUUGUACAGAGCCUCGGUAUAAUUUAAAGAAGGGGUGGGGCAUGGGAAGGGCAGAGGGGACCCUCCAGGCUCCAUCUCCUCCUGCUUGGGGGUCGGUUCACCCCUCCAGAGCCUUCAGAUGAGAUUCUCCAGGACUUUCUGGAUCCUCCUUCUACGCUGUGGCCC